Epithele typhae is the source of this 2328-nucleotide messenger RNA. RefSeq lists its product as uncharacterized. Bases 1 to 2328 code for a protein of 775 amino acids. Lineage: Eukaryota; Fungi; Basidiomycota; Agaricomycetes; Polyporales; Epitheliaceae. The transcript is spliced from 10 exons. The record is from RefSeq and is a predicted model, not a curated record.
AUGGACUAUCAGUAUCUCACAAGCCGGAUCGAAUCCUUCUCCCCGUCGAAGCAGAAGCGCCCCAAAGCGUCCUCCAGCAAGCAAUCGUUGAAGUGGCCUCACCCCUCAUCAUUCAAAGCCACCCCAGACAGCCUCGCGGAAGCCGGCUUCUAUUACAACCCCGGCUCAGACUCCCCUGACUGCGCAACAUGCUAUAUGUGCAACAAAUCAAUAGACGGAUGGGAGCCUGAGGAUGAUCCGUUCGCAAUACACUACGAGAAGUGCCAGGAGACCUGCGCCUGGGCAGUAGUACGGUGUCAGAGUGCGAUGGGCGAGAAGAGCUACAGAUUUACGGAUCCGGCGCGUCACCCAGCCAGUAAGACCAUGGAAAAGGCGCGUUUGGAGACAUUCUCCAAGUCCAAGUGGCCGCACGACGCCGUCAAGGGCCACGGGGCCAAUUCUAAGGCCUUAGCGAAAGCGGGCUUUGUAUGCAGCUCUGACAGUCCGGGUGACGAUACCGCCAUCUGCUUGUACUGCAACCUAUCGUUGGGUGGCUGGGAUGAGGAUGAUGAUCCAUACGAGGAACACGUGAAGCGGAAGCUCAAGAAAUGCUCGUUCCUCAAGGCAGCGACGGAGGAGUCCCUUCUCGGUCAGUCCACAGCGAAGAGGCCAGCAUCCAAGACGGCCCCAAAACCGUUAUCUCGCUCCGUGUCACAAAAUCUUCGCAACGCUCCUCCACCCCCGCCACCAGAAGAACUCUCCGAGGACGAGCUUAUAUCAUCAGAGCUCUCUCCGCCUCCUAAGACGUCAAGUUCUCGCGCAAGAGGAACACCGGUCAAGACCCCCGCGUCACGUCGAUCGACGAGAGGUACGACAAAAACUCCAGCGAGCCGGACUGUCAGCUCCGAGGUCGAAGAUGACGACGCCGGCAAGCGGUCGAGCAAAGGCAAGAGGAAAACCGGUGCGAUUGCGGAAGAGGCCGACGAGGAAAUGGAGGUGGACGGGCUUGAAGCCGAGCCGCAGGAGAAGAAGAAGCGGGGAAAGCCUCCUGCCAGCAAGGCUCGGAUGAAGAAGGCACAGAUGCAGGAGGAAGAGGUUGACGUCGUCGAGGACAGCGAUGUCGAGCCAGUUCCUCCUCCUGCAAAGAAGUCCCGCAGCAGAAGCCGUUCGAAAGUCGUUCAAGAUCCGGAGGUUGAAAGCAUCGCUGCCCCUGCACCCAAGAGCUCGCAUACACGAACCAAGUCUACGUCGAAAGCUAAGGCAAAGCCGAAGCCAGACGAAAUAGAAGAAAUAGCGCCUCCUCCCGCAGCCACCUCGAAGAAGAAUGGCAAGCAGCCCGCAAACACGGCACCCAGCGAUGACGACGUGGUGUCUGCACCUCCACGGAAGCUCAAGGGGAAAGCUCUGCCUCGCACCAAAGCCAAACCGGUUGAGGGAUCCGAUGAAGAAGUGAGGGAGGAGCGGCCACGUCAGCGACCUCAGGGCGCCCAAAGUACCACAUCUCAGCAACGGCAACCCUCCGCGGAACGGAAGUCGUCUCUGUCCGAGGAUGCAGGUUACGCGACCGCUGAGCCCGCGCCAGAGCCAGAUCAAAUGGACGUGGACGACAACUCAAGACCCCCCGCUCCCCUACCCAAGUCGAAAGCGAAGGCUUCGGCUCGGCCCACGUCAGGUGGGGUCGUUGAGAAGAGUACCGCAGCGAAACGGCCUCCGUCGGCCGCGAACGGGGAAUCCUCCAGGGCUUCGACCUCGCGUCCUCCGAGCAAGGUCAGCAAGAAUUCGCUCCAGGUGGUUGAAAUCGAGACAGAGGGUGAAGACGCUAGCGAGAACGAAGUGCGCCCCAAAAGUCGCUCUAAAGGCAAGGCACCUGAAACAGCGACCGGCAAGACUGACAAGGUGACUCAUAAGCCUGCGGAGAAGACGACAAUCUCCGUGCCGAAGAUACCUCCUCCAGAGCAGGAAGACGAGCCUAUGGAGGACACAAGACACAGCAAUGCACGCGAUUCGGGAGCCAGCGCCGCGCCCGGCACGCCCGUCUCCGCCGUCCAUCGCUCCGCGCAUCCCUCACCAGUCCGCCCGGACGACGAUGAAGACGACGUUUUUAUGGACGCUCGCGAAACGAUGGCCUCUACGGCUUCCGCCAAGGCUCCUUACCACCCUUUCCUUGCCGAGUUCCCCGCGGAGGAGCUCUCUCAUCUGACGGAAGAAGAGGCCAACAUGACCAUUGAGCAGUACAUCCGGCAUGAAAUGGAACGCCAGUACGUUCAGCUGAAGACUGACGGGGAGAGGCGGAUCGAAGAGUUCAAACGGAAGGCCGUGGAAACGCGAAAGGUGAUCGAGGCGUCUUAG